Molecule: messenger RNA, 1721 nt
Organism: Annulohypoxylon truncatum
Lineage: Eukaryota; Fungi; Ascomycota; Sordariomycetes; Xylariales; Hypoxylaceae
Product: Ebp2-domain-containing protein
Exons: 2
Coding region: 165-1520 (451 amino acids)
Biological process (GO): ribosomal large subunit biogenesis; rRNA processing
Cellular component (GO): nucleolus; nuclear periphery; preribosome, large subunit precursor
Source: RefSeq, a predicted model, not a curated record
GCAGUUUAGGCUCACACCGCUUUCGUCAGCCACAAUGAGUGAUAGCCACAAUAUGCCAAGCCAAUGGCAGAAAAAAAAGUUCUGAAGAUUAAACUUAUCGGUUGGAAAAAGUCAACAUCCAAUCAGCCAACCAAGUAUACCAAAAUCCAAUUGCGGCCGCAACAAUGGGUAAAAGUAAAUUGAAGGUCGCCCUCGCAGCAGAGAAAGGCAUCGAUUUCAAGAAAUUGAAAGAGAAGAAGAAGCACAAGGAGAGAACCAAGAAGAGACAAGAGAGAGAGAUCAAGAAUGGAGGGGCACCUAAACUAGACGCUGCCGAUGAAAAUGAUAGCGAUUGGGAGGGUGUUAAUGAAGAAGAUGAGGUCGAGGUCGAGGGCGGCACAUCGAUCUUAGAUGACGAGGCUGAGGAAGUUGAUGAUGAUGAAGAUGAAGAGGAAGAUGAGGAGGGAGAAGGUCCUAUCGACUUCGCGGCCGUGGACGAAAGCGACGACUCCGACUCUUCCAUAGAUCUCGAGGAAAAGAUAGAGCGCCCGCGGAAAUCCGCACUGAAAGCCAAAAACGCCAAGCCAAACGGAGAUAAGAAGAAACCCACAGACGAGGACGAAGAGGAGGACGAGGAGGACAUACCCAUGUCGGACCUCGAAGACCUACCCGACGAAGAGAAGGAUGACCUAGUCCCGCACUCCCGCCUCACCAUAAACAACACCUCCGCGCUCCUCGCCUCGCUGAAGCGAAUAUCCAUACCGACCGACAAAUCCGUGCCGUUCGCGACGCACCAGAGCGUCGUCGGCGUCGAGCCCACCGCCGACGGCAUCGAGGACAUCCAGGACGACCUGAAGCGCGAGCUCGCCUUCUACGCGCAGAGCCUGGACGCCGCGAAGCGCGCGCGCGCCCUGCUGAAGGCCGAGGGCGUCCCGUUCUCGCGGCCGACCGACUACUUCGCCGAGAUGGUCAAGGACGACGGACACAUGGAGAAGGUCAAGGCGAAGCUCGUGGAGGAGGCCAGCGCCAAGAAGGCGUCGGCCGAGGCCCGCAAGCAGCGCGACCUCAAGAAGUUCGGCAAGCAGGUCCAGGUCGCCAAGCUGCAGGAGCGGCAGAAGGCCAAGCGCGAGACGCUCGAGAAGAUCAAGACGUUGAAGAGGAAACGUCAAGAAUCCUCCGGCGACCUCGGCGCAACGGAAGCGGACCUCUUCGACGUCGGCGUCGACGCCGAGCUCAGCGCCCACAACGCCAAGCGCGCCUUCUCGCGGGGCAAGGACGGCGAGCGCUCCGGCCCCUCCUCCUCCGCCACCAGAGGCGGCCCCAACAACAAGCGGCAGAAGAAGAACGAGAAGUACGGCUUCGGCGGCAAGAAGCGGCACGCCAAGUCCGGCGACGCCGUCAGCUCCGGCGACCUGAGCUCCUUCAGCGCGCGCGGCAUGAAGAGCGGUUUCGGCGCCAGGGGAGGCAGGGGAGGAAGGGGAGGAAAGUCGGCGCCGAGGCUGGGCAAGAGUCGAAGGAAUGCCGGCGCUGGGAAGCGGUGAUCUUAGAUGAAAAAGUGGGGUUAGUCUAAAAGUGCUUCUCGGGUUGUAAGAAAAAUGGGAAUAGGUUAAUACGCGGGAUUUGGUCUUUAGCUGAGGGUCGUAGAGAUACCAAUCGAAUAGCCUCGGAUUGUAGUUCGUGGAUGGAUCAGACGAGGCUUAUGCACACAAAGACGACCUCAAAUUUUCACGUCAUAUAUUUGG